AUGCAAGAGCUGGAUGUGUUAAUAACACAGCCCUUUUGGAAGGGGUUGUUCCUUGCAAAAUCGGGAAAGCCGUGUGAUGUUCACACGGUAGACCUCGUAAAUGAAUUGUGUGAUUUGGGAACUUAUAUUUCCAAGAAGGAGGACAAGUGUUUUGUUUCGAAAUUGAGAGGCAUCUCCAUCCCGUUUACCGUCCCAUUUGAAGCCUCGAAAGCCGCAAGCCUCGUAUCAUCCGCUCAGGCUGGCCAGCCUAUGCUCUCGAGAGAUUUACGUGCUCUGGUCUGGACGUUGGGAUGGCGGUCCUACACUUCGAGGACGUCCAAUCAUCGGUCGCUUGCACGGAAUACCGCCAAGCCCAAUGCUGAUUGGUAA
Molecule: messenger RNA, 369 nt
Organism: Coccidioides immitis RS
Lineage: Eukaryota; Fungi; Ascomycota; Eurotiomycetes; Onygenales; Onygenaceae
Exons: 5
Coding region: 1-369 (122 amino acids)
Source: RefSeq, a predicted model, not a curated record